Molecule: messenger RNA, 561 nt
Organism: Condylura cristata (star-nosed mole)
Lineage: Eukaryota; Metazoa; Chordata; Mammalia; Eulipotyphla; Talpidae
Gene: A3GALT2
Product: alpha 1,3-galactosyltransferase 2
Biological process (GO): carbohydrate metabolic process
Cellular component (GO): membrane; Golgi apparatus; vesicle
Molecular function (GO): hexosyltransferase activity
Source: RefSeq, a predicted model, not a curated record
AUGAGCUCUGCUGGAAAGACCGGCCUGGUGGCAUGUGGUCACUCCCUGAGGCUGGCCCUCCCUCCAGCCCAGCCCCUCAUCUCCAACCCCAGACUGCUCCCUGGCCCAAGGCACCUGGAAAUCCUCAUCCCCGUGGGUGUCUGCCCUUCAGCUAGAAUGCCACUGCUGAGACACAACUCCACAGGUCUCCUGCACCCCUGGUAAAGAGCUGGCCCGGCAGAAGUCCUGACCUGUACCCCCUGGGGAGCCCCCAUUGUUUGGGAUGGCACUUUCAACCCAGACAUGGCCCAACAACAGGCUACACAGUAGAGCCUCACCGUGAGACUCUUUGCCAUAGGCAGGUACCUGGAGAAGUACCCGGCGCGCUUCCUGGAGAGCGAGCAGCACUUCAUGGUGAGCCAGCGCGUGGUGUGCUUCGUGUUCACUGAGCGCCCGGCGCUGUGCCCAGCGGCCUGGCAAGACGUGUCCAUGCAGCGCAGGCAAACGCUGCACGCGGCGCUGGGCGGGCUUCUGGGCCGCGACGCGCACUUCGUGACGCAGAUAGACAAAAAGAAGCUGUAG